AUGCGGCUUCCUGCCACCGUCGCGCUGCUGGCCGCGUCCGCCGGCGCGGACACGAACAUCAAUUUAUACGAGGGCUACAACCCGGCGCGCGGCUGCUGCGCGGGCACGACGGUGAGGGUGGGCUAUCUCGGGACGAGCGCCGAGCCCUACUACGGCACGGACGACGGCGGCCAGAUCGUCGGCCUCUACCCGGACCUCAUGGACCUCCUGGCCGCGGAGAUGGACUUCCAGAUCCAGGACGUGGUGGUCCCCUCGACGAGCGACUGGGCCGAGCUCCUGCGAAACGGCACCUGCGACGUCAUCUUCGAGUUCUCGACGGAGGAGGACGGCGUCUCCAUGGCGCGCACGCCGUUCGUGUCCUACACGUUCACGGGGCUGACGAGGAAGACGAACACGCGGUCGGGCGCCUGGUCCAUCUUCGACCCGUUCCACUGGCGGCUCUGGCUCGCGGUCGCGGCGACGGUCGUCGUCGGCGGCGUCGUCGCGUUCGCCAUCGCCGUCGCCGCGGACGGCGCGCCGCGCACCCUGUCGGCGGGCGUCGAGUCCGCGGCGACGCAGCUCUACCACGCGACGGCGCUGCUCCUCGCCGGCGACGACUUCGAGUGGCUCCGCGGUCCCGGCCGCGCGUUCCGCCUCGGCUUUUUGUUCUUCGCGCUCGUGACGUCGGCGACGUACACGGCGAACCUCGCGGCGUUCCUCACGCGGCCCAACGUCAAGGUCCUGGGCCCGCAGACCAUGGACGACCUGGCGACGUCCGUCGCGUGCGUCGAGUACGGGUCCCUCGUCGCCAUGCUCGGGAGCCUCGUCGCGGGCACGAUCUCGCCGGACACGCACGCGGCGGACGGCGUCGCCUACGGCUACGACGAGCUCGGCGCGCGGACCGCGUGGUGCGUCGACGCGGUGCUCGGCGGCGCCGCGGACAUCUUCAUCUCCAACGACGUCGGCCUCCACCUCGUCGGCCUCGACCUGUGUGCAAAUCAACCACUGGUUUGGGACGUCCCGACCAAACUUUGA
This is a messenger RNA of Aureococcus anophagefferens, 1014 nucleotides long. RefSeq lists its product as hypothetical. Bases 1 to 1014 code for a protein of 337 amino acids. NCBI's taxonomy places the organism in Eukaryota, Pelagophyceae, Pelagomonadales, Pelagomonadaceae. Gene Ontology annotation, molecular function: ligand-gated monoatomic ion channel activity. Gene Ontology annotation, cellular component: membrane. The record is from RefSeq and is a predicted model, not a curated record. The transcript is spliced from 2 exons.